GUCCGUCCUCCAGCAGGGUGCUGGUGAUGCAGGAGACGGGACAGCCGUCAGCCAAGACCUAUGCCCGUCUCCUGACGCCUCUACCACCCAUCAACUUCCCCUUCACCGUCUGCUACAGGAUCUACAUGUACCGCUUCAGGGAGGAGUCAACCCUCAUAUCCUACGCUGUGGACAACGCCAGAGACAACGAGCUCAGAAUAGAUCACCGGGUGACGGGGUACAAGGUGGCCCUCCACAGCCUGUGGACCAAUGCGGCUGUGGUGACGCCCAUCAGGUACUGGACCCACUGCUGCUUCGCCGUCGACCUCGCCUCCGGCAACUGGUCGGUCUUCCUCAACGGUGAGAAGGCUGACUCUGGGGUCCUGCCUCCAGACCUGGGCGCUCUGGAGGGUGGCGGAGUCCUGGUAGUAGGUCAGGAGCAGGACGUGUUGAGUGGAGGCUUCCAGCCAGAGCAGAGCUUCAGCGGAGAGUUCACCGAACUCAACAUCUGGAGGGAGGUCCUGGAAGAAGACUCCAUCAGACAGCUGGCAGCGUGCGUGGUGUACGUGGAGGGCGACGUGCUGGGCUGGUCCCGCCAGUCGUGGCAGACGCUGGGAGGCGUGUCGUGGGUCAGCAGGCCCCGGGACGCCGUCUGCGACCACUCCACCAGGAGGCUCACAUUCUUCCCCCACCGGUACUCUCUAUCCCAGGCCAGACGUCUCUGUCAGGUGGUGGGCGGGCAGGUGGGGGUGCCACUGAGCACAUCAGAGAACACGUGGCUGUACCAGAGGACGGUGGAGAGUGCAGAGUACUGCUCGGGCGGGCACGGGGCAGCCUACCUGUGGCUGGGUGCCCACGACCAGCACCAGGAGCGGCAGUGGGCUUACUUCUCCGGGGCCCCUCUCCAAUGGGAGGGCCCCUGGAGGGGCACGGGACCCAACGGCGAGGGAGCGGAGAAUUGCCUGGUGAUGCUCUACGACGAGUUCCCCGCCCGCUGGUCCGACAUCGCCUGCCUCGACUCCUACACCUUCUGCGUCGCCUGCGAGUUUGUUCAGCGGUCCACGCUACACCUUCGGGGCCCCGGCGUCUGUGACUCCUCCCCCUUCAACAGGGAGUACAUACUCGAGGGCGAGAGUGGAGGACGACCCGCACUCUCCGGGUUCUUUCACUCUGAUAUAACCUGGGACGCCCAGGCUGGGCACUGGGAAAUGACUUCACUCAAGGUCCCAGGAGCUGUGGCCCGCUGGACGCCCGUCACCAGCGACCAGUACCCCUUCGGCACCAAGCCCUGGACGCUGGGCCAGGACGUGUGCGGCCUGCGUGCCGGCGACCAGGUCAACAUGACCCUCUCCGUGUGUCGCCAGGGACAGUUUACCUGCGCCGACGGCACCUGUAUCGACUUCCAGAGGCGCUGUGACCUCCACGAGGACUGCCCAGACCACAGCGACGAGGCACAGUGCUCCACGGUAGUGGUGCCCGAUGGGUACCGUGCUUACCUGCCCCCUCCCCCACCUACCCCACAGCACCCCCUCCCAGUCACCUUCUCCAUCAAUGUCAUCACUUUCCCUUCUAUGAUGGCCAACGACCUCACCUUCACCACCACGCUGCAGCUUCGCCUGGCCUGGAGGGACAGUCGACUCAGAUAUCUGAACCUGAAGAAGGACUCCAGUCUCAACCAGCUGUCGCGGGAGGCCGCCGCCGGCUCCAUAUGGACUCCUCGAGUCUUCUUCAAGAACGCUCACGGCAACGUCUUCAGCACCCUCGGGGAGGGCGCCAGGGUCGAGUGCCUCAGAGAGGGUCAGCCUCAGGUCGGCGCGCCUGACCUUCCUCAAGAACGAUACAUCUACACAGGGUCGGAGAACACCCUGCAGAUGACCCAGGUGUACUCGGCUGCCUACACCUGCGAUUUUCACCUGGGCAUGUUCCCCUUCGAUGUUCAGGUGUGCACUCUCAACUUCACCCUGAUGUCUGCCUCCUCCCAGCUGCUGACACUCCAGCCGGGCCAGGCCAUCUACUCCGGCACCACCCAGCUCCUCGAGUAUACUGUUGACGGGGUGACGAUGCAGACGGGCCGGGAGGGCCACCAGUCCACCAUAGCCGUCAGGAUCCGGUUCUCCCGUCGCUGCGGCUUCUACAUCCUCACCGUCUACCUCCCCACCACCUUCAUCAUGGUGGUCGCUUAUUCCACCUUCUUCUUCAGACUCUCCAACUUCCUCGCUCGUAUCGUGGUGGCGCUCCUCACCCUCCUCGUCCUCUCCUCCGUCUACACACAGACGACGAGUGGGCUGCCCAAGACGGCGUACCUGAAGAUGCUGGACGUGUGGCUCUUCUUCGCCAUCGUGGUCAUCUUCGUGGUGGUGGUGUUCCACGUGAUGAUCGAGUACACGCUCGCCGACCCCCAGCCCCACGCCACCAGGAACUGUGUCGCCAACGGUGUGGCUCAUGGACUGGCCAAUGGUGGCCUCACCAGGGUCCAGACGACCGGGCAGCGGGCUCUAUCCUACAAGAACGGGCUAGCAGGCACAGACCCCGAGCCUCUGGAGGACUAUCCACCUGUGAGACGACCAGACUAUCCUGGAGGACCCAGGCCACUCCCUAACCACCUGCUGAUCCUCAUGGCUGGCAGGAUAUCCGUUCCGGUCACCUUCGGGAUCUUCAACAUUGUCUACUGGGGCUCGGCGAUGGGGGAGGCAGAAGAGAGUCCAACCUAACACACAGGAGUCAACCCCCGUCUCAGACAGACAGACAGACGUAACAAAAUGCGUCGCGAUAGAUACAAAUUAUUUUAAGACAAUUUUAUAUGCACAUUGCAUUGGGCACUUAGCAACUUUUCUAAUAUAAAUGUAACAUAAAAAAUAUAUUUAGAAAAAUUUUAUCUCAACAUUUUAGAGAAUAGGGUAUGGGUAAGAGUUGCUUGUGAUGUAUAAGGUACAAAGUAUUCCAUAAUGGGAUCAGGUUAUCUUGAGAUGGGAUCAGGGUAUCUUGAGAUGGGAUCAGGGUAUCUUGAGAUGGGAUUAGGGUAUCUUGAGAUGGGAUCCGGGUAUCUUGAGAUGGGAUCCGGGUUCUUGAGAUGGGAUCAGGGUAUCUUGAGAUUGAAUCAGGGUUCUUGAGAUGGGAUCAGGGUAUCUUGAGAUGGGAUCAGGGUAUCUUGAGUUGAGAUCAGGGUAUCUUGAGAUGAGAUCAGGGUUAUUGAGAUGGGAUCAGGGUUCUUGAGAUGGGAUCAGGGUUCUUGAGAUGGGAUCAGGGUAUCUUGAGAUGGGAUCAGGGUAUCUUGAGAUGGGAUCAGGGUUAUUGAGAUAGGAUCAGGGUAUCUUGAGAUGGGAUCAAGAGCGCCUUGAGCUGGGAUCAAGAGCGCCUUGAGCUGGGAUCAGGGUUCUUGAAUCUUGAGAUAGGAUCAGGGUGUCUGGAGAUGGGAUCAGGGUUCUUGACAUAGGAUUAGGAUUCUUGAGAAGGGAUCAGGAGCAUCUGGAGAAGGAAUCAGGAUUCAUGAGAUCAGAUCAGGGCUUUUGCGAUGAGAUAUGGGUUCUUGAGACGGGAUUAGGAUUCAUGAGAUGGGAUUUAGGUUCUUGAAAUAGGAUCAGGGUUCUUGAGAUGGGAUCAGGGUUGUUAAGAUGGGAUCAGGGUGUUAAUGUGGACACGAUGUUUUGAGAUGCGAUCAGGAUAUCCUUAACGGUGUUUAGGGCAUCCUGGAAGAGGUUCCAGGCAUCCUGGAAGAGGUUCCAGGCACACAAAUGUUUCUACACAACUCCAUAAUGACCUGACACCCCCCCCCCCUCCCUAAACAAAUUUAAGGAAUAGGUUUUAAAAGGAAAUUGAAUA
This is a messenger RNA of Procambarus clarkii (red swamp crayfish), 3798 nucleotides long. NCBI's taxonomy places the organism in Eukaryota, Metazoa, Arthropoda, Malacostraca, Decapoda, Cambaridae. The record is from RefSeq and is a predicted model, not a curated record.